This is a messenger RNA of Penaeus vannamei (Pacific white shrimp), 1950 nucleotides long. The record is from RefSeq and is a predicted model, not a curated record. Lineage: Eukaryota; Metazoa; Arthropoda; Malacostraca; Decapoda; Penaeidae.
CCUCGCAAGAAGAACCAUUAAGGCAAACGUCGCCAGGAGCCACACUCGGGGUUCGGAAGUCACCUGCUCCACCCAUGAAGACUGUGGGGUACUAGUCAACACUGUAUGUGCUCUGUGUGAGAGGUAGACAGCAAUCUUACCAGCUGUUCUCACCAUGGAGCCACCUGCCAGAUGUCUGAGGGUGCUGUUUAUGGGACUGUGGGUGGUGGUAGGCCUGAUCCCUAGAUGUCUCGCAGACGUGGUAGUCAUCUCCACGGAAACAAACAAAACCGUCACUGCCAUUGCAGAUCUUCCAGCUCUUUUUGGUCCGCCUCUACCUCUCUCAGGUUUUAAGGGAUAUGUGAAUUAUGUCUCCCCGCCUGAUGCUUGCACUGUGGUGAAACCUCCACCACAAGAAUACGCAGGCCUUUGGAUUGCUCUUGUGCGAAGAUUCAACUGCUCAUUCGUUGACAAGGUGAUAAAUGCCCAACAUGCAGGAUAUGCAGCUGUCAUAGUACAUAAUGUCGGAUCUAACUCCCUGCAACCCAUGAGUGCCGACCAUAGAGCAGAAGAGGUGGUCGUGCCUUCAGUGUUCAUUGGCCAGGAUGAUGCUAUUAUGAUCAUAGAGAACUACCUAUAUAAUAAAGGGUACACCUUGGAGAUAACCGAUGACCUGCCUUUCAACCUGCAAAACUACCUGGUUCCCUUUGCCAUUACCAUAGGAAUUUGCUUUAUAGUAAUGCUCACUUUAUGGGUCUAUCAGCUGAUUCUUAGACCAUUCUCGGGCCCAAAUGUCGACUGGACUCCUUAUAUACUAGGCUACAUUGCCCUCAUGUUGGGCUUACUUAUAUCGUUUUUCAUUACCAUGUACUGUGAGAGGUUGAGUAGCAUUGAAAGCUUUUUAUCUAAAAAUUAUAUCCGCAUAUUUUCUCCACGUAUGUUGGUCUGGCAACGAUUCAUAGAUUGUCAAGUGUGUGCGAGAUUACCGUCGAGAUUUAACCAAGCCUUCUCUUCCAGAGCCCUGAAAAAGCUGCCUGUGCACAAAUUCAAGAAAGGCGACCCAUAUGAAUGCUGCGCUGUCUGCCUAGAGGAUUAUGUCGACAACGACAAACUACGCAUAUUGCCUUGUUCUCACGCUUACCACACCAAGUGCAUUGACCCGUGGCUGACCAAGAACCGCCGAGUCUGCCCAGUCUGCAAGAGAAAGGUUUUCACGGGGGAUGAAAGGCCGUCAGACCUGGAGAGUGACUCGGAGGAUGAAAGUAGCCCUCUUAUAAACUCUGAUGGAGGCACGCAGGGGGGAACCUUCAAUCAACAAAGGGAAAAUCCGUUCCAAGAAGCUGAGCGCCUGGCAGAGGAAAGGAGACGACAGCGAAGAAGGAGAAGAGCCAGUUCCCGCAACAUAGAGUGUGGACCAGAGGGGUAUCAGCGUCUAGCAGAGUCGACGGAUGAAGAUGACGAGGAUUACCAGGAAGAAGAAGAAGGAGAAGGUGCUAGAGCAGAGUCCGAACAGAACAUGGAUGAUAGAAAAAGAGUUGGUGCCAAGAGGGGAGAGGAGAGCGAGAGCGGAGAGGAUGACAGGAUGGGAUCACCGCAUGAACCUCCUAGUGUUAGUGUUAUUGUUCAUGGUGCUGGGCGAUCCUCAGGGCACACAGAUACAACAAGCCUAGCAAGCAACCACAGUGCAACGUCCCAAGGCAGUCCCCCGGGUCCUGUGCAGAUUGCAGUUGAUGUGGUCAAUUGCAACCCUGCUGCCUCCUCGCUGCCAAAACAGCCUCCCCAUGUGCCGGAAGAUGCUGGUUCUGAGCGAGAUUAUGUAGUCUAAAUCUGUUUCUUAUUUUGAGGAUCAUUAAUUCCUGUAUUUUCUUGAUAUGCAUUUUCUUGUGCAUAAUCAGCAGCAACAACAUUAGUAGUAUUAAUAAUGGAGACAUCCUUUUCUUUUCUUUUUCUUUCAUUUAAUCUAGGUAUACA